UUUUUUGCCCAUCUCUAGUUCUAAAUUCUAAUCAAAAACGGUCUCAUGGGAGACGUCAGCUGAGCGUUUUAUGUCCUCCCGAGCUCGACGUCGAGCUACACCAUGUUUCCGGCUUAAUAGUUUCUAAAUUGUAGUUUAGCGUAGGAAGUAAGAGCGAGAUGGGCAACAGCGGGUUAAAAAAGCAUUACCUGACGGCGGAGAAAACGGGUGUCCUCAAUGUCUCGGGAGGCAAGCUGGAGACGAUCCCGAUGGACUUGCUGAACCUGAAGGCGGUGUUGAGGAACUUGGAUCUGUCCAAGAACAGGUUUUCCAGGCUGCCGGCGGAGAUCGGUUUGUUUAUCAACUUGAAGACGUUGUCCCUGGAUUCCAACAACCUGUCGAGCCUGCCGGAGGAGAUAGGCAACCUGACGAAACUGGAAGUCUUGUCGGCGAGGAACAACAGACUGAAGACCUUGCCUUCGACGAUCCGCGCUCUGGUAAACUUGAAGAACGUCCACCUCGAGUCGAACAAGCUGACCGAGUUCCCGGUCGCGUUCUGCGGGCUGAAGCACCUCGACUACCUCGAUCUAUCCAAGAACGCGAUCAAAGCCCUGCCCGAGGAGAUCGGAACGUUAACAGUCACGGAACUUGUCCUCAACCAGAACCAGAUCUCGACCAUCAGCCCGGAGAUCGCCCAUUGCCCGAGGCUCAAGACCCUCCGCCUCCAGGAAAACUGCCUCCAGGUCUCCGCCAUACCCACCAACAUGCUCCAUUCGUCCACAGUGUCCACCCUCUUUCUCGAGGGCAACCUGUUCGACAUGAAGCAGUUCAACAAUUUGGAAGGCUACGACUCUUACAUGGAAAGGUUCACCGCCACAAAAAUGAAGCUUUCGUGAUUAAAUUAAAAACACCUACACAAGUAUAUUUUUUAUGCUUACUGUUUAUACAAGCAAAUCUGUGUGUGUGUUUAUAUUCUACACUUUACAAACACAAAUUAGACAUUCAUUCUUCAGCAUCAGUGGUAAAUGUCGACAGGUUCGAAAAAUACCAACUGUUUGGUUCAAUCAUUGAGUAAAUUCUAAAAAAUUAUGCUUAUGAGGCACCUACAACACCAAAGCACAGGAUACAAUAAUUAUAUGAAAUUCUUUAAAACAUUUAUUGGUUUUUGCCUAUCCUUGCACUUGGUGUACUUCAUAAGAUCAAAACUUAAUUUCAUGAGCGGGAUUUUUCAUCUCGACCAAGACCUUAGAUAAAAAAAAUUUAAUUGAAAUAAUAAGGUCAAUUAUGAUUGCUAAACAUAUAUGGAUUCGUAAUGUAUUUUUUAGCAUCUGAUAGAUAACAGAACAUCCAUCUGAUAAAUGGGUUAGGGUAAGCAUAUCAGAACGUAAAUUGAUGCCCUCUCGACAGUUCGACUAACUUGCGGACCACAAAAUGUAGUCACAAGUUUAAUUUGCGCUGAAUGUUUUGCCUUGAUUUUCUUAAAUUUCAUUGAACCUUCAGCACAAGUCAAAGCUGAAAGUAAUAAAAAAAAUUAACUUUUCAGCUCGUUUAGCACUUUUUUCCUCAAUUCUGCACUUUUCAAGGUGUGGUUUGUACUUUGAAGGCCCUGAGCUCAUGGGCGUCAAACUGUUCUGAUAGUUCUUUCAAUUAAUUAUUC
Molecule: messenger RNA, 1636 nt
Organism: Cimex lectularius (bed bug)
Lineage: Eukaryota; Metazoa; Arthropoda; Insecta; Hemiptera; Cimicidae
Product: leucine-rich repeat-containing protein 57
Exons: 1
Coding region: 159-875 (238 amino acids)
Molecular function (GO): protein binding
Source: RefSeq, a predicted model, not a curated record